This is a messenger RNA of Lachancea dasiensis, 1251 nucleotides long. The record is from the annotation of a GenBank genome assembly. Lineage: Eukaryota; Fungi; Ascomycota; Saccharomycetes; Saccharomycetales; Saccharomycetaceae.
AUGUCGAGUUACGCCAAAUCUUCAUCCUGGACGUCUUUCUUGAAAUCGAUAACCUCUUUCAACGGGGAUUUGUCGACCCUAACGGCUCCUCCAUUCAUUUUGUCCCCAACAUCCCUUUCCGAGUAUUCGCAGUAUUGGGGCGAACACCCGGAUUUGUUUUUGGGUCCAAAUUUCAUCACCGAACCGGGUGCAGAUGGAACUAGCGUGGAGGAACUCCGUAUGUUGGCUGUGGUGAGGUGGUUCAUCUCCACUUUGAAGUCGCAAUACUGCUCCAGAAACGAAGCCAUGGGCACGGAGAAAAAGCCACUUAACCCAUUUUUAGGCGAGCUGUUUGUGGGGAAGUGGGAGAACAAGGAAAAUCCAGGUUUCGGGGAAACGAUUCUACUCAGUGAGCAAGUCUCCCAUCACCCGCCUGUUACCGCUUACACAAUUUUCAACGACAAAAAUAAGACAACAUUGCAAGGCUACAACCAGGUCAAGGCCUCAAUUUCCACGGCAUCGCUAAGCGUUAAGCAGUUUGGACACGCGUUGCUGGAAUUUGGAAACCUAGGCGAGCAGUAUCUAAUAACUUUGCCACCUUUACACAUCGAAGGAAUGCUUGUAGCUUCACCUUUUGUGGAGCUUGAAGGAAGAUCCUACAUUCAAGGUUCCAACGGUCUGUUGUGUGUGGUGGAGUUUACAGGCAGAGGUUACUUCUCGGGCAAGAAGAAUGCUUUUAAGGCUCGCAUAUUCCAAAACUCUUCGCACGCUGCUGAUAAAGAGAAGGCUCUGUACACCAUCAAGGGCCAGUGGUCCGGCGUUUCUACCAUAAACAAGGGCAAGUCGAAGAGCGAAGACCUAUUUUACGAUGCCUCAAAACUGAAGGCAGAGCAUUUGCGCGUCAAGCCAAUCGACCAGCAGAGCCCUCUUGAGAGCAGGAAAGCGUGGGAGAAGGUGGCUCUUGCGGUCCAAGGUGGCGAUUUCAACCAAAUUCACGAGGAGAAGUCUGCUCUGGAAAACGCUCAAAGAGAGUUACGCAAGCAAGAAUUGGCCGAGGGCUCCAAGUGGAACAGACGGUGGUUUGUUGACGAGGACUACUCCUCUGGUAUCUCCGAUGCCUUCACGAAACUCGCCGAGAAGUGCCAAUUAUCUAACAGAAACGUACCCAGCGGUACUUUGACGGGCGACAAAGACGACAAGAAAGCUACCACGGCCAUGCAUUGGCGGUUCAAACGGAAUCUGUGGGAUGAAGAGAAGGAAGUUGCGGUGUAA